Ilyonectria robusta is the source of this 819-nucleotide messenger RNA. RefSeq lists its product as uncharacterized. The transcript has 2 exons. Lineage: Eukaryota; Fungi; Ascomycota; Sordariomycetes; Hypocreales; Nectriaceae. The record is from RefSeq and is a predicted model, not a curated record. The coding region runs from base 1 to 819 and encodes 272 amino acids.
AUGUUCCAGCAGACCUGGGCGAAGACAAAGCUGGAUCUAUUGACUCUUCAAUCCACGGCCUUUGUUGCUGUGCUACUACCCUUCCUAUAUGUGUCAAUAAGGACAUGCGUGCACGACUAUCGUGGGUGGCUCAAUCUUGGUGAGGGCGGACUGCCAUAUAACGUCGGCGGUUGGGUUAUCCAAUGGAUUCUCAAGUUGACCAUGGCAAAACGGAAUACCAUCGACAUUGAAUGCUACGCGCGACCGCUUGCAGCUGAUCUCGCCGAGGCAGAGAAGCGCCGUAAUACUAUUAAGCACUUGGGUCCAUUGCCUCAGCGCUUAGGCAGUCGCCCGAAGGUUGCUCACUGGGUUAUUCCACACCGGCAAGUACGAGAGAAGCCACCAUCACGAUCCCUUAUACAAGUAAGUGCUCUACAGACUGCAUUCCAGAGUCUUGCAAACGAAAGACAACAUGUGGCCACGAUAUGCACAUCCGUACUUGAGCGUCAUGGAUCCGGCCUCUUCGUGUUGGAUUCGACCAAGGCCCCUGCCGUGGCCGUCCAAAGCCGCGGCGAGAUCACACAUUUCCAUGAAUCCGACUGGUCGGCACACGCGACGCUUUCAUAUCCUGACUGUGAGGAGGUGAUACAAAAGGGCUGGGGCGAGAGGCAUGGGCUGUCCGGCUCGUUGUUGCCGCUUGGGUAUACAUUGUUAUUUGCGCCAGAGAGCGAGGCGGAUGUACAGGUUAUCCAAAGUAUUAUGGCUGCAGCAGUGGAAUUUAUGACGGGAGAAACGGGAGCUAGAGAAGGUUCGGCUGAUAACUUUGAGUAUACAAUAUAA